This is a messenger RNA of Camellia sinensis, 963 nucleotides long. RefSeq lists its product as uncharacterized. The record is from RefSeq and is a predicted model, not a curated record. Lineage: Eukaryota; Viridiplantae; Streptophyta; Magnoliopsida; Ericales; Theaceae.
AUGGCUUUGUUGCAAGAGACAGAAAGAUCUAAUAUUGAUGAAAGUGUUGUUAGGUCUCUGUGGCCUUUGGAUUCAAUGGAGUACAUAGAAGUGGGUGCGGAGGGAAGUGCAGGUGGUAUUCUGUGUAUCUGGAAUCCUAUGAUCUUCUUACUACAUGAGUGCUGUUGUUCCAGAAAUUUCAUCAUUUUGGCAGGUAUUAUGCAUUCUUCUAUUAAUUGUGUAAUUGGAAACAUAUAUGCACCUAAUGAAGAGUUGAAUAGGAGGAGGUUAUGGGGUAUUUUAUCCAAUCUGAAGUCGAUCUUUCCUAAUCCGUGGUGCUUAGGGGGAGAUUUCAAUGAAGUAAAAAAUAUUAGUGAAAGAAAAGGGUGUAUUAGAACGGAUAAAGGAAUGGGUGAGUUUGGCAACUUUAUUAGCAAUCUUGAAUUGAUAGAUAUUCCAAUGUUAGGUAGGAAAUAUACUUGGGAUAAUUCUCAAAGUUGGAGCAGAAUUGAUAGGUUUUUGGUUAACCCAGAGUGGCUGGAAUGGUAUAGAUACAAAGUUUGGGGGUUACCAAGACUUUUUUCAGAUCAAAGCCCCAUUUUGCUGAUGGAAGAUGAUAGGAAUUGGGGCCAGAAGCCAUUCAAGUUUAUCAACACCUGGGUUCUUCACCCUAAGUUCCUUGGUGAUGCAAAAAAAGUUUGGGACUCAACUAAUGUUCACAAUUGGGCUUGUUAUAUAAUUAUGGAAAAGCUGAGAGCUCUAAAAGUAGCUCUUAAAAAAUGGAAUAUGGAAGUGUUUGGUGAUGUAGAAUCAAAAUUGAAAGAAGCUAAAUGUGAGUUACAUUCUAUGGAUUUACAAUUUGAAGUGAAAGAGUUGACUGAGGAGGAAGAGGGUCGAAGAAAGGAAGUCAGGGGUUUGAUAUGGAAGUUUAGCAAAAGAAAUGAGUGGAUGUGGAUACAAAAAUCGAGUUGGAUUGGGCUUUGA